ACUACAAUUGAAAAACAAGAAAUCCUUAAGAAGAAGAAGAAGAAGAAGAAGAAGAAGAAGAAGAAGAAGAAGAAGAAGAAGAAGAAGAAGAAGAAGAAGAAGAAAAGAACAAGAACAAGAACAAGAAUAUCCUCCUCCUCCUCCUCCUCCUCCUCCUCCUCCUCCUCCUCCUCCUCCUCUUCCUCUUCCUCCUCGUCGAUGAUUGGAUCUCCUCAUUGUCUCCAUUUUACUCUCCUGUUCAUGAUUAAUUAUUUUCAAUGUUUAAUUAUCGAGUCUCGUCCCUGA
Scylla paramamosain (green mud crab) is the source of this 285-nucleotide messenger RNA. Its product is annotated as corepressor interacting with RBPJ 1-like. Lineage: Eukaryota; Metazoa; Arthropoda; Malacostraca; Decapoda; Portunidae. The record is from RefSeq and is a predicted model, not a curated record. The annotation marks the transcript as partial. The transcript has 2 exons.